ACGUGCAUCAUCGCGUACCCGGGAAAUUUCGUAUACGCGCCGUCCCGUGCACGAUCUGCACGCGAGAGCGACGACGGGGCGACGGCGAUUGUGACGCGCGCGGAAAAAUCGCGUCGCGAGGAGCCACCGGUUACCGGGACAAAUCGGAGGGAAAACUGCCCGGCUCGCGGGCAACACGACGGGCGCCAUUCCCCGCCGGCGCGGUAGCGAGUCAGCCCUCUCCGAUUUGGUGGCUUUCGAUCUUCGAAUUGUGCGUUCCCGAACCUACGGAAUAACUUAAUCGAUCAAAAUGGCAAGCGAGCCAUGUGCCGAUAUGCCCACUUUCAAAUGCGUACUGGUCGGCGACGGUGGUACUGGCAAGACCACUUUUGUCAAACGGCAUCUAACUGGUGAAUUCGAGAAGAAGUACGUUGCCACUCUUGGAGUCGAGGUUCAUCCACUGAUUUUUCAUACCAAUCGAGGACCGAUCCGCUUCAACGUCUGGGACACGGCUGGCCAAGAGAAGUUUGGUGGUCUUCGCGAUGGCUACUACAUUCAGGGACAGUGUGCCGUUAUCAUGUUUGAUGUUACAUCCAGGGUAACAUACAAAAAUGUACCCAAUUGGCACAGGGAUCUGGUCCGCGUCUGCGAAAACAUCCCGAUUGUCCUAUGCGGCAAUAAAGUUGAUAUAAAGGACAGAAAAGUUAAAGCCAAGAGUAUUGUAUUCCAUAGGAAGAAGAAUCUUCAGUACUACGAUAUCAGUGCAAAGAGUAAUUACAACUUUGAGAAACCUUUCCUAUGGCUGGCACGUAAAUUGAUUGGAGAUCCAAACCUGGAAUUCGUCGCUAUGCCCGCACUCUUGCCACCAGAAGUUACUAUGGAUCCACAAUGGCAGCAACAAAUCGAGAAGGAUCUCAAGGAAGCUCAAGAAACAGCUUUACCAGAGGACGACGAAGAUCUUUAGUUUAUUUAACAUGGGGAUGGCCUUUACAAAGUAAGGCCUAUUAUACGAGUGCUCUUUGGUUGUAUCGCGCACUCGUACAUCUUUAUAGAAAUCGAAGAUUCUUUCUUUAAGAACAAAAAAUAACUUAUACGCAAUACUUGGUUGGAUGCUUUCUGGAUACAGAACUUCUGUGAAUUUGCAUAUUACAUGUAUAGCCUUAAAGAUGGGUUGCUUGAAUGCGUUAUAAUGUGAAUUGCGCAACGUGUGUAUGCGAUUUGCACCUGAAUGUUUAGAUUUUGUAAAAUUCCUUUGUAAUAAUGGUGAUAUAUUAUCACAUAAAUUUGUGAAUUAUAAAUGGAAUAAAAUAAUGGAAAAACUGAAGAAAUGACUUGUGAUACGAAUUCAUAAAACACAGCCUGUUGCUAAAGCUGAUACGAUACAAAACGAAAGUUGAGAAAAAUUCGCUUCAUUUUCCGAUUCACUUGUUUGUAUAGAUGUGCGUGCGUGCGUGUGUAUGUACAUAUAUACAUAAGAAAUGGGAUUGUACAAGAUGUGCUGUAUAUUAAACACAAUCGCGGUAAAACCCACUUUAAGGCAUAUCAAAAGCAUUAUCUAUUUAUUUUCAUAUUUUCCUAAUACAAAAUAUAGAAUAAAAACUGCCAAUUCUGAAAUCAGUGAACUAAACUGCUGUCCAGUUCAAUGUAGCGAAUAGAAAUUACAUUCUGACGCAUAAUACAUGUCUUUCUCUUAACAAAACUUCUAUAGCAAUUAAUAGAUUACUUAACUACAAAAAAAUGUUCGAUGCAAGUCACUUCAAUUUCGCUAUAAUAAUACAAGACAACAUAUUCAUUCUCGAUUGAACAUAAAUGUAUAUAAUAAAUCCAAUAUGAAAGGAUUUGUUUACAAGAAAGAAUCUUACGAUACACAAAAUUAAUAUUAGAAGUCACCGUUUGCAUACUUAAGUAUGAACAGCAGAAUAAAACUGGACUGAAGUAUCAUUUAAAAAAACUAACUUAUGCCAUAUAUACACUUUCUUGAUAAAAUUACUUAAAAAACUUACUAGCGUGUGAAUCGAAGGGUACGAAUGUUGAGAGAGCGACCAUCUUUCGUAAGUGUCUCCAAUGAUGGUGUCUUCUAAAGAAUGUUUUGAAAUGAAAUACAGAUUCGUAAUCUGUUGCGUCUGUCCAUUUUGACGAAGACUGUUUGCUAUUUUUAUAAGCAAAAGAUGAAUGUAUGAUUUGUUCAACUUAAAUUAUAUGUGAACAGUUUUUUUCUAUACUAAAACUGUUCUUUUAGGGAUAUGUGAAAUUGUGAAUCUUUUCCUUUAAAAUCCUCGUUAUUAUCGAUCGAAAAUCCAAUAGAGAAAAAUACAUCACGUGUAAAUUAAACCACUGAAUAUCUAACAUAAAAGUUAGGAAUGGCACAUCGCAACAUGUAUGUUUAAUUCUUAUAUACUUCUAAUAGCAUUUCAUUAUUCUGCUUGAAGCAGAUUAUAUCGCGCAGAUGUAUGGAUUUUAAUAAAUUAUCAAACUGUUUUUAAAGAUA
Monomorium pharaonis (pharaoh ant) is the source of this 2467-nucleotide messenger RNA. It is a transcript of the gene Ran, whose product is annotated as GTP-binding nuclear protein Ran. The record is from RefSeq and is a predicted model, not a curated record. The coding region runs from base 290 to 943 and encodes 217 amino acids. NCBI's taxonomy places the organism in Eukaryota, Metazoa, Arthropoda, Insecta, Hymenoptera, Formicidae. Gene Ontology annotation, biological process: ribosomal subunit export from nucleus; protein import into nucleus. The transcript is spliced from 3 exons. Gene Ontology annotation, cellular component: nucleus; cytoplasm. Gene Ontology annotation, molecular function: GTP binding; GTPase activity.